This is a messenger RNA of Neoarius graeffei (lesser salmon catfish), 3546 nucleotides long. RefSeq names its product seizure related 6 homolog b (gene sez6b). Lineage: Eukaryota; Metazoa; Chordata; Actinopteri; Siluriformes; Ariidae. The transcript has 20 exons. The coding region runs from base 274 to 3318 and encodes 1014 amino acids. Gene Ontology annotation, cellular component: neuronal cell body; endoplasmic reticulum; dendritic spine. The record is from RefSeq and is a predicted model, not a curated record. Gene Ontology annotation, biological process: regulation of dendrite development; synapse maturation.
AUGCCAUGACAAAAUGUGUUCUCCAGUGUACUCUGUUGUUCAUCACUCUCACCAGUUCAACAUCGUUCAGACAGGUUUCUUCCUUGAUAAGUUGCCUCAAGGUACUACGAGGGCGACCAAUCCUACGUUUACAUUCUGGCUGCCACAACAAGAGCUUUCCAGCAGGUUCAUUGCUACACAUCACAUGACCAGCCAGUGCUAGGCGUCGUCGUUGGAUCACUUCGCUAAUGCGUGGAAGAGAACCAUACAGUUGGGCGUUCAUCUUGUUCAUUCAUGUUCAUCAUGUUUUGGAGAGCAUUGAAUUACAUUGGAUCAGAAUCAGCAUUCUGUAUUGGUUCCUUCAUGGAUGGAAAGAUGGCAGUCACUCAGAGAGGGGACUCUCUCGACUCCGAUAACAAACAGGGCGUGUUCCACAACACACCAGACACAGGCAGAGAACUUCCCCCGGUCACUACAGCCCCACCUUUCACCGACCUCAACCACCACCUUCAGUUCAAAACUAUUUCUCAACCUGAUCGACGCUAUCAGAGCCAGGAACACUUCAAAGAUAGCAGACAGGUGACCCAUCAUCUCUUCAAGGCUCUAUCAGCUCAACUGAUUCCUCAUGAGGAUGCAGUCCCAUUCUCCGAUGUGGCUUCAGGGACUUUCUCUGUGCAUGCUACUAAGCUCACUGCUGGGAGCCUGGAGCGAAGUGGAGCUGCUGGAGAAACCCAGAGGCAGAGCUCCGAUGGACUGUCCACAGAAUCACUGACCACCAGUAUCAUGCCAACUUCUGCCCCACCUCCCUGCCACACAGUUCCCCAAGAACAGUCAGGACAACCCCAUGGAGCAACCACACAAAAGACUGAGGGUGUUACGACACUGGUGAUGAGAGAAGACAAAAGUUCAAAGACUAUAGAAAGGCACAAGGUUCCUGCCACUGAUGCAACUGCACUGACGUUGUCUGUAUCUGGGGAUCAGGAUGAUGAGACUACCACAACCACUAUUUUUACCACUACUAUUAUUACCACAAUACAGACUCCAGCUCCAUGCAGCAUCAAUUUCACAGCGCCAGGGGGCUAUAUAGAGACACCACCACGAGGCAGCUAUGACUACUCCAACUUUGACUGCACUUACACCGUGACCGUCUACAUGGGCUACGGAGUGGAGAUUCAGGUGAUGAAUGUGAGUUUGGCUGAAGGGGACUCUGUACGGUUCGAGGAUCUGGGAGGCCGUGAGCCAUCAGUGCUGGCUAAUGAGUCCAUCCUGAUGAAGGGUUUGGUGGUGCGCAGCUACAGCAACCAGAUCUCUGUCCACUUCCAUAGCCGCCGACCCUGCCACGGCUCCUUCCUCUUACUCUACCAAGCGUUCGUCCUGAGCUGUAAUUUCCCUGAGCGGCCAGCCUACGGUGAUGUAACUGUCAGCAGUCUGCACGCAGGUGGAGAAGCUUAUUUCUACUGCUUUACUGGCUACCAGCUUCAGGGCCCCUCAACCCUCACAUGCCUCAAUGCUACAACUCCGUACUGGAAUGGAAAAGAACCCAGGUGUCUUGCGGCCUGCGGUGGAAUGAUAAAGAACGCCACACUUGGCCGCAUCGUGUCUCCUGGUUUCCCCAGUAACUACAGCAACAAUCUGACAUGCCACUGGGUGCUGGAGGCUGCAGAAGGUCAGCGGCUACAUGUUCAUUUUGAGAAGGUGGCGCUCGCUGAGGAUGAUGACAGGUUACUCAUCAAAAAUGGAAACAACAUCGAAUCCUCUACGCUCUAUGAUUCUUAUGAAGUGGAAUAUUUACCCAACGAGGGCAUUGUCAGCACCUCUAGAUACCUUUUUAUUGAGUUCACCACUGACAGCUCCGGCACCAACACAGGAGCCGCAAUCAGAUAUGAAGCUUUCGCACCAGGGCAUUGCUAUGAGCCUUUUGUCAAGUAUGGCAAUUUCACCAGCAGUGACAACAGCUACGCCGUCGGUGCAGUGGUGGAGUUUAGCUGCGAUCCCGGCUACACGCUGGAGCAAGGCUCCGUUAUCAUCGAGUGCAUGGAUCCCAAAAACCCACAGUGGAACGAGACAGAGCCUGCCUGCCGAGCGGUGUGUAGUGGGGAGAUCACUGACUCUGCUGGUGUGGUGCUGUCUCCAAACUGGCCUGAAGCUUAUGAUAAAGGCCAGGACUGCAUCUGGGGUAUCCAUGUGGAGGAGGACAAGCGGAUCAUGCUGGACAUCCAAGUCCUCCACAUGGGAAUGAAUGACCUGCUGACAUUCUAUGAUGGAGAUGACCUGACUGCUAAGAUACUGGGCCAGUACAGUGGCUCUCGGCCACGGUUCAAGCUCUAUACGUCUAUAGCUGAUGUCACCAUCCAGUUCCAGUCUGACCCUGCCACCAAUGUCUAUGGCUACAACAAUGGCUUUGUGGUGCACUUCUUUGAGGUUCCUCGUAAUGACACGUGUCCAGAGCUUCCUGAGAUCACUAAUGGCUGGAAGACUACAUCUCACCCUGAGCUGGUUCAUGGUGCAGUAGUAACCUAUCAGUGUUACCCAGGCUUCGAGGUGGUGGGCACUGAAAUGCUCAUGUGCCAGUGGGACCUGACAUGGAGUGGAGACCUGCCUACCUGUGAGAGAGUGCUGUCAUGCCCAGACCCUGGCAUGGUAGAGCACAGCCGGAGGGUGAUGUCAGGUCCUCGUCUGAUUGUGGGCUCCACAGUGCAGUACAUCUGCAAUAAGGGCUACUCUCUGUCUGGAAACAGUCUCCUUUCCUGUUACAACCGUGAUUCCACUGGACCCAAGUGGAGCGAGAAACCACCCAAAUGCAUCCCUGAUACAUAUGAAGCCUGUAGGAACCCUGGAAUCCCAGCAUUUGGUUUUCAGGUAUCAGAGAAGCAGUUCUACCAAGCAGGAGAGAUAUUGCACUUCUCCUGCCGAAGUGGCUAUAAGCUCAUUGGGGAAACAAAUAUUCGCUGCGUUCCCAGUCGCCCGUCCAAGUGGAGUCACCCACCUCCAGUGUGCAAAGCAGCAGCACUGGAGUAUGUGAAUGAGCGCAGGCUUGAUGUUGCCAGAACAGAUUUCAGCAUGGAAGGAGCCAAUGUGGUCUUUGCCAUCGUCAUCCCUGUAGCUAUAAUUAUGUUAAUUGUCAUGUCCAUAUACUUCUAUUUUUCAAGGGUCCAAGGGAAGACUUUUCGAUUACCCAUGUCUGCAUCACCACAGUAUGACCAGAUCAGAGGCGAGACAGCCUUUGAGAACCCCAUCUACGAGACAGCAGACAGUGAGAAAGUGAUCAUUGCGCCCAGGCACCAGCGCUUCUUCCCUAUAGGAUACUGUUGUAAUGAGAAAGCCUGUAAGGAGAGUUGAUCGGUGGAAUAGCACUGUUUGGAGCAAAGCAGGACACAAGAGAGUACGAAGUCUCCAUUUAGAUGUACUGCUUAUGUCCACGCUAAGAACCUUAAGCCUUUCUUUGCCUUGUGGAGGUUCCCCAGUACCUUUCACCUGUUUUCUGACCUCCUGUUAACCUCAUCUUGCCAUUCUCACCACCCAACGUUUCCUGUCCUGGUCGGAUGUAAAUAUCCUGAUUGUCAGAGA